Mytilus trossulus (common blue mussel) is the source of this 885-nucleotide messenger RNA. Its product is annotated as alcohol dehydrogenase [acceptor]-like. Bases 117 to 815 code for a protein of 232 amino acids. The transcript is spliced from 4 exons. Gene Ontology annotation, molecular function: flavin adenine dinucleotide binding; oxidoreductase activity, acting on CH-OH group of donors. The record is from RefSeq and is a predicted model, not a curated record. NCBI's taxonomy places the organism in Eukaryota, Metazoa, Mollusca, Bivalvia, Mytilida, Mytilidae.
UUGCUUUUCUCUUUAUCGUUUUAUGAUUUUCAAACAGUGGUAUACUACUGUUGCCUUUAUUUAUAUCAUUGCAUGUGGUAGGUAUAUACUCUGGUAGUGGAUUGGAAGGUGACCUAAUGGAUAAAAUACCAAACCGUGAUCCCGUAGAACCUGACUAUCCAGACUAUCAGAUGUCGCUAUACACAGUAGCACAAGACGAGGGAUUUUUAGAUUAUGGACUUGAUGUGAAUAUCAAACCUGAGGUGACCAAGUUGUUUAAAACAAGAGCCAAAAGUAACGAAUUUACGAAUACACUAAUUGGACUGCAUCCAAAGAGUAAAGGAACAAUUAGACUUCAAAGUACUGACCCGUUUGACCCACCAUUGAUAGAUCCACAUUACCUAGAAAAUCCAUAUGAUAUAAAGGUGAUGAUUGCAGCAAUACGUAAAACUCAACAACUGAUGAAUACAAAGGUUUUCAAACAACUGGGUGGCAAAUUAGUCAGACGAGAUUUUCCUGGAAUUUGUGACAAAGUUAAAUUUGAUACUGAUGCAUAUUGGGAAUGUUUAAUCCGUUAUUUUACGGUCACUAUUUAUCAUCCAGUAUCAACAUGUCGUAUGGGGACAGUAACAGACCCUUCAGCAGUUGUUGAUCCUGAAUUAAGGGUUAAAGGCAUAUUGAAUUUACGCGUAGCAGAUGCAUCUGUCAUGCGCAAUGAACCAUCAGGAAAUACAAAUGCACCAUGUAUUAUGAUUGGAGAAAAAGCUGCAGAUUUAAUUCUAGGGAAAGAUACCGUUGUCGAUUUCCGAAAACAAAUUGCUAAAUUAAAAUUAUAACAAUCAACUGGUUAAAUUGUAGAUAGCUAAAUUAUAUUUAACUUUUAAUACAAACAAUUUAUAUGACUUA